CGGGCCCUUUUUCUUCCCAUUGCCUUUUAUUCAUAAUCGUAAAGUACAAGCUUGUCUAACUAUGUUCUGCACCUCACUUCAGCAAAUGCAUUUUGUUUUAAGGCUUACCUUGUUGCCUUCUUCGUCUCUGUCCCUGUUUGGUGGUCUAGAAGAAGCAUGCAUGCAUAAAAUAAAACCUGUUCUGUAUUUACACGAAAGCUGUUCCCCCCUUUUCUUCUAACUUGUUUGCUUCCAUUUUUCACCGUUUGGCGAAUACAACACAAGUUUUUGUUCUUCUUUCUACCAUUUGUUCAUUUGGGUGUAACAUUUUUCUUUUCGCUAUACGGGUUCUGAUAUUUCUUCAAAACAGAUUGUUUUUGCUUUUCCUUAAAGGACUCGGUGGAGGCAAUCAGUACUCUUGUUUAAGAUCGCUGCAAGUGGUUUGGUUAUUGUAGUGUACUCUAGAAACGAUGCAGAAGCCGCCACAGCCUCAAGAGUUUGCCCUCAAGGAGACCUCCCCCAAAAUUGGGGCAGGGUCCUUCACAGGGGACAAGCUGUCAUGCACCUAUGACCUUGUGGAACAAAUGCUGCAUCUGUAUGUUCGUGUGGUGAAAGCCAAGGAUUUACCGGGGAAGGAUGUCACCGGUAGUUUGGACCCCUAUGUGGAAGUGAAACUUGGGAACUACAAGGGCCUUACCAAGCAUUUUGAGAAGAAGUCGAAUCCUGAGUGGAACCAGGUUUUUGCCUUCUCAAAAGAUCGAAUUCAAGCUUCAGUUUUGGAGGUGGUUGUGAAGGAUAAGGAUGUUGUCGUGGAUGACUUUGUAGGGAGAGUCUUGUUCGACUUGAAUGAAAUCCCAAAGCGUGUUCCCCCUGACAGUCCACUGGCUCCACAAUGGUACAGGCUAGAAGACCGGAAGGGUGUUAAGGCUAAGGGAGAGAUAAUGCUGGCUGUAUGGAUGGGAACACAAGCAGAUGAGGCAUUUCCUGAUUCAUGGCACUCUGACGCAGCAUCAGUUGGCCCAGAAGCAGUUGCAAACAUAAGAUCCAAGGUUUACCUUUCUCCCAAGCUUUGGUAUGUGAGGGUCAAUGUUAUUGAAGCUCAAGACUUGGUACCGAAUGAUAAAACCCGGUAUCCUGAAGUGUUAGUGAAGGUGAACCUAGGAAACCAGUUUUUGAGAACUAGAAUAUCUCCAAGUAAGACUAUAAAUCCUAUGUGGAAUGAGGACUUGAUGCUUGUGGCUGCUGAACCAUUUGAGGAGCCUUUGAUACUGACUGUGGAAGACAGAGUUGGACCAAACAAAGAUGAAAUCUUGGGAAGGUGUGUGAUUCCCCUACAAAUUGUGCAAAGGAGGUUAGACCAUAAGCCUGUGAACACUAGGUGGUUCAAUCUUGAGAGGCAUGCGGUUGUUGAAGGGGAACAGAAGAAGGAGACCAAAUUUGCUAGUAGGAUACAUUUGAGGGUGUGUUUGGAUGGUGGGUAUCAUGUGCUGGAUGAAUCAACUCAUUACAGCAGUGAUCUCAGGCCAACUGCAAAACAGCUUUGGAAGUCUAGCAUCGGAAUUUUGGAAGUUGGGAUUAUUAGCGCGCAAGGGCUGAUGCCAAUGAAGACAAGAGAUGGUCGUGGAAUGACCGAUGCUUAUUGUGUAGCUAAAUAUGGGCAGAAAUGGAUCCGCACGAGGACAAUUGCAGAUAGCUUUGCUCCAAAGUGGAAUGAGCAGUAUACUUGGGAAGUUUUUGAUCCAUGUACUGUUAUCACAAUAGGGGUUUUUGAUAAUGGUCAUAUACAGGGAGGAGACAAGUCUGGAGGAUCAAAGGAUUUAAAGAUAGGGAAGGUGAGGAUUCGGCUGUCCACUCUUGAAUCAGAGAGAGUUUAUACACACUCAUACCCUCUUCUGGUGCUGCAUACUUCAGGUGUGAAGAAAAUGGGGGAACUGCAAUUGGCUGUGAGGUUCACAGGCUCAUCUUUAUUUAAUAUGUUGUAUAUGUAUUCACAACCAUUGUUGCCCAAGAUGCACUACAUCCAUCCUCUAUCCGUGAUUCAGCUGGACAGUCUGAGGCAUCAGGCCACGCAGAUUGUAUCCAUGAGGUUGAGCCGUGCUGAGCCACCUCUAAGGAAAGAGGUGGUGGAAUACAUGCUCGAUGUAGAUUCACAUAUGUGGAGUAUGAGAAGAAGCAAAGCUAAUUUCUUUAGAAUAAUGAAAGUUCUGGGCGGGUUAAUUGCCAUAGGGAGGUGGUUUGAUCAGAUCUGCAAUUGGAGGAACCCUCUCACAACCAUCCUGAUUCAUAUCCUCUUCAUAAUAUUGGUUCUUUACCCGGAGCUGAUACUUCCCACAAUAUUCUUGUACCUAUUCUUGAUUGGAAUAUGGAAUUUCCGGUGGAGGCCAAGACACCCUCCCCACAUGGACACCAGACUGUCCCACGCUGAUGUUGCUCAUCCUGAUGAACUGGAUGAAGAGUUUGAUACAUUCCCAACUUCUCGGUCAUCGGAUGUUGUUAGAAUGAGGUACGAUCGUUUGAGAAGCAUAGCAGGUAGGGUUCAAACUGUUGUAGGUGACUUGGCCACUCAAGGAGAGAGGUUUCAGAAUUUGUUGAGCUGGAGAGAUCCAAGGGCCACCACUCUGUUUGUGACGUUCUGUUUCAUUGCUGCUAUAGUUCUGUAUGUUACUCCCUUCCAAGUGGUGUGCCUUCUCUUAGGCUUCUAUGUGCUGAGGCAUCCCCGGUUCCGUCAAAAACUUCCAUCAGUUUCCCUCAACUUCUUCAGGAGGAUGCCUGCCAGAUCAGAUAGCUUGUUGUGAACCCUUGCAUCAACAUUUAGCUGCUUCAACUUCUGGGGAGAAACAAUUAUGCAAAUGCAACAUGCUGUUUCACAUUUUGUUCAUUUAAUUUUAAGUAAUCAGUGAAUUUUAGUUCCUUUC
Messenger RNA from Prosopis cineraria, 2894 nucleotides. Its product is annotated as FT-interacting protein 3. NCBI's taxonomy places the organism in Eukaryota, Viridiplantae, Streptophyta, Magnoliopsida, Fabales, Fabaceae. The record is from RefSeq and is a predicted model, not a curated record. The transcript has 2 exons. The coding region runs from base 450 to 2774 and encodes 774 amino acids.